This is a messenger RNA of Salvia splendens (bonfire salvia), 1215 nucleotides long. Its product is annotated as protein LIKE COV 2-like. The transcript is spliced from 7 exons. The record is from RefSeq and is a predicted model, not a curated record. Bases 133 to 951 code for a protein of 272 amino acids. Gene Ontology annotation, cellular component: Golgi apparatus. Lineage: Eukaryota; Viridiplantae; Streptophyta; Magnoliopsida; Lamiales; Lamiaceae.
AUCAAUAGAGGCAAAAAGUAAAUUCCGAAUUUGACAAAAUCUAAGAAAAUCACUCUGCUCCAGAACUCCCCCAAAUUUCACUCUCCUGGAUUGUACACUUAAUUCUUUCAACUCUGACCAUCUUGUCGGUCGAUGAGAGUGGAAUUAAUGGCCGCGGAGAGCAGCAGUAACCGGGGGAAGAAGGAGUCAACGGCAUCAGGAUUGUUGAAUUCGCCGACGCGUCUAAACGACGACGUUGAAGAUCCCGCCAAAUCCCCGCCCCACUCCCCCACCAAUUCCUCUACGCGCAAGGCUUGCUAUGCUGUUCUUCAGAGUUGGGUUUCCAAGAAGUUCAUGACAGGAUGUGUGGUUCUUUUUCCAGUUGCUGUUACAUUUUUUAUCACUUGGUGGUUUAUCCAGUUCGUUGAUGGUUUCUUCAGCCCUAUAUACGAGAGGCUUGGCAUUGACAUAUUUGGCCUUGGAUUCAUCACAUCAAUAAUUUUUAUUUUCUUCGUUGGUAUUUUUGCUUCAUCAUGGUUGGGUUCCACAGUUUUCUUGAUAGGAGAAUGGUUUAUAAAGCGAAUGCCCUUUGUAAGACAUAUAUAUUCAGCAUCGAAGCAAAUUAGUUCUGCAAUCUCACCAGAUCAGAAUACAACUGCAUUCAAGGAGGUUGCUAUUAUCCGCCAUCCUCGUGUUGGAGAAUAUGCUUUUGGCUUUAUAACAUCGUCUGUAGUUCUUCAGAGAGAUGAUGGAGAUGAAGAACUAUGCUCUGUGUACGUGCCAACAAAUCAUUUAUACAUCGGGGACAUAUUUCUCGUUAGCUCAAAAGACAUCAUUCGGCCAAACUUGUCUAUUCGAGAGGGCAUAGAGAUAAUUGUCUCGGUGGGGAUGUCAAUGCCUCAGAUAAUUUCUCCUGCUGAAGAGCUUGCUCAUCAGAAUGAGCGGAUCCCCCCUAGUAGAAUGAUGAUUUAGCAACAUUUCGUUACAUCCUGUUUCUCCGCCAAUGUGCUGUUCCGGGCCGUAAUUUAAUUUUUCUUUGUCCUCUGAUAACAAUAGAAAAUUCCUCUGCUUAUAGCUAGUCUUUCUUGGUGUAGAUAUGGAAAUUGUUUCAGAUAUGUAUCUAGACCAGGUCAGUUCACUCUGUCCGACAAAUAUGUAUACCUAUUCUGACGUAUAUUCUUUUGGUUCUGUACAAAAGGAAAAUGAAAUGUUUGUUCCAAAUUGUUUGCAACUUAA